Salmo salar (Atlantic salmon) is the source of this 4198-nucleotide messenger RNA. Lineage: Eukaryota; Metazoa; Chordata; Actinopteri; Salmoniformes; Salmonidae. The record is from RefSeq and is a predicted model, not a curated record.
ACUCCAGUCUAAUAGGUGGCGAUAAUGCAACAUAUUGGAUGCCAGCCGCAGUUAAACCUCAUCGAAGAAUAGCACGUCAGAAGCACAAAAAAGGGAUAGCCAUACAUGCUUCAAAGAAACGCUCAGUGAGGGAUCUAGUUGGAUUUGUAGCCAUCAUGAGUGGAGGAACACCUUAUAUCGGGAGCAAAAUCAGCCUAAUUUCGAAGGCCGAGAUUCGUUACGAAGGGAUUCUCUACACUAUUGAUACUGAGAAUUCGACUGUCGCACUUGCAAAAGUUCGGUCUUUUGGCACUGAGGAUCGGCCCACUGAUAGGCCCAUCCCGCCCCGAGAUGAGAUCUUUGAGUACAUAAUCUUCAGAGGCAGUGACAUCAAGGACCUGACUGUGUGUGAGCCGCCAAAGCCAACAUGCUCUCUCCCUCAGGACCCUGCCAUUGUCCAGUCCUCCGUGUGCUCGGCCCCUCCACCUGCUCCUGCUGCCACUUCAGCUCCAUUCCAGUCGGUGGGCUCCAACGGCCUGUUCAACCGCGCUCCCGUGCCCCUGUACAGCCAGUGCAACACCAGCCCCCUGGUGUCCCUGCAGUUUGGCACCGUUGGUGUCGCUAAGAGCCACAGCAGCACAAAGCCUGGAUAUGGCCGCACCAGCCCCUCCCUGGACCCCCUGAGGAAGAGCCUGACAGUAGAGCAGCCAGCUCCGUCGGCCCCCUAUGCUCCGACUCCUGGCUUGGGCCGCAGGAGUCCCGCUCUGGGCCACACGACCCCUUCGGCUCCAGCCGCCGGCCAUGCCCAGCAGCAGCACCAUCACCAAGGCACAGAGUCCCAGAAAGCACUCAGAGCAGCAGCGGCUGCUGCUCAGACACAAGUUGUCGGCCCCCCACCUCAGAGGCGUGGUCGUGGAGGCGGACAACGCGGCAGGGGCCGCUUCAAUGUGCGCCUAGACGGACCCAUGAAGUUCGAGAGGGACUUUGACUUUGAGAGUGCCAACGCCCAGUUCAACAAGGAAGAAAUUGACAGGGAGUUCCAGAACAAGCUCAAACUAAAAGAUGAGACGGAGAGGGCAGCAGUAAACGGGGAAUAUAAGGGCAACUCCGGGGUGGAGACUCAGAACAGCAAGGGCAACGCUGAUGAAGAAGGGCUGGAGGCACUAAAACGUAACGUUUACUACGACAAGUCCAAGUCUUUCUUCGACAACGUCUCCUGUGACUACAGCAGGAAAGCUGCAGAAAGAUCUGGAGGAAGCUCUGGUUUCCCACUGCAGCGGAGGCAGACCUGGGCCGAGGAGAGGCGUAUCAACACGGAGACGUUCGGCAUCCCCCUGCGCAGGGGUCAGGCACGUGGGGGCUACCGCGGGCCUGGCGGUAUGGGCUUCCGCGGGGGCAGGGGUCGCUCCACCAGCAGAGGGUCCUUCGGUCCCCCCCACGGAGGACACGGCUACAGGGGAGGAUACAAUCGAACAAGCCAGGGAGGACGGGAGUUUUCAGAGAACUUUGAGUACAGGGAUAACCGUGGCUGCAUAGUACACCUGGAGGACAGAUCCAGAGAGGCGACGCCUCAUGUUUAGAAAUUGUUUGUUUAAAAGAAUGAAGAUUGUAUAUUUGUCAACAUCACUGGGGUAGACUGCUUGAAUGCCACUUCUUUUCCAUGUCUUUUCAUUAUGGAAAUGAUGCAAUCCAUCGAUCUCUUCAAAACAAACAAUUUCCAGGUGUAUAAAAAUAUUUCUGAGGGAUGUCCUUUUCAGCAGUGAGUUUUUUCCCUUCCUGUAACAGGUAUUUGAUUAUAUUCUGUUAGGUGUAGAGGGCCGUAUGACUGAGGAUCGCUGACAUAGCUUCAUUUUUGGGGGGGUAACCUGUAAUGUAACUUCAGCACCGAAAUAGCCAGUGGGGUCUGUCACAGCGUUCUGUGUAUUUUUCAACCACACAAACGUUCCUAUACCUAGUCCGCUAGCUAUCCACCUUCUCCAAAUGGCAGUGUUGGUGAUUUUUAGCUAGAUAUCAACUUUUUGUAAAUGAUAUUCUGUUUUAUUUAUUUCCAACUCUUCACUAGUGAUGGUGCUCGAUGUACUUGGCUAUACUCUUCUGGUUUGGCGAUAUAGUUUAACUCUGGGUGCGUAACUAGGUAUAAGGAAAGAUGGAUCAUAGGUCAGAACUUAAUUUUCUGUAGAUUGCCCUGUACUCGAGGCUACUGGUAUUGUGUGACUAGAGUUGUACAAUGCUGCUGUUUGCGACGGUUAUAUCUCUAGCGUAAUCUAUGUAAACUGCUACAAGAGCUCGCUAAAGCAGGCCAUCUAAGUAUGCUUCUUCCUGACAAAUGGGCCACAUUUCGGUUUCGAACAUUUCUAGGGCGCUUUUCAAAUUCUUAUUCCCUUUUACCUCUUUGUCAGUCAGUUGGUUAAACCCUGAACUCCACAUCCUCGUUCCUCUCAAAGAAACCGGAAUGCCAGAAAGAAUUUGACUCGCCAACAGUACUUGAGAUGUCUGACGGAGAGAAACAAUACCCUGACUAAACUCUUGAUUCCAUGCCACUGACUCGGUCCCAUGGCACUGCAUGGUGGUUGAUGGCUUGCUAAAGCUACACAAGUGAUGUCAGCAUAAUUGCUCAGUUAAGAAUGUCUUUAAAUAUUUGAAUUGUAGAGCCCUUUGGUUUUAGCUUCGUAGGUAUUAGUUACAUAGCAAUAUUGAAGCUAAUGUUUUGGAGGGUUUGAAUGGUCGGGCACAAAUUGGGUGAAGGUUGGUUGAUAGGAAGUAAUGAACUCUGACUGAAUGUUGUCUGAUGCUAUCUUGGCCCGGCAUGAUUUAAAUAAGUCCGUAACUAGAGUAAACACUAGCUAGAUUUGGAAUUUUAUAUCUUGCAGGAAACGUACACACAGUUGCACUUUUUACGAUUUGAAGUUGUUUUAUAUAAUGGUGUCUUCUGUUCAUUUGUGUGAGUCCUGAGAUUGUAUUCCAGUUCUGCUAACUGCGGAUGACUGGUGAAUCCCAAAUGGCAGCCUAUUCCCUAUAUAGUGCACUACUUGGCUCUGGUCAAAAGCAGUUCACUUUACAGGGAAUAGGGUGCUAUUUGGGAUGAAGCCGAUGAUGUUAUGGUACCUGGACACCCCCCCCCCGUGAACAGGUCUUUAAAAAGUACAAGUUCAGUAUCUCGUUUGAUUCCUUGAAUAUUGUUCUUAAAUGUAUAUUUUAUGGAUGUAUGCAUAUGGCUUUGGCACCAGAAAAAUCCCCAAAUGUUGUUUAAAGAUGAAGGGAUGACUGUGCAGAGCUAGCCUGGUUAAACCUAAUGUGUUAGUCUGAUUUAACUGGGCUGGUGCAAAGCUACUUUUUUUUCUUUUUUUUUUAAGUGUCCUCAGGAAGUUAAGAUGAAUUUCUCUUGUUGUGCCUUAAUGCCAGUGAAUAACUAGAAUACUACAUUUGAACUAAUAACGGAGUGAAAUAAAUGGUCAAAGUAAAUCAAGUUUACUUAAAAUGGAUGUUAUAAGAACUUGUGCCCAUUUUGGUGUACUCUGAAGUUCUUUUGCACAGUGCUGUUUGAUGAACUAGGUUAUUGCUUGAUAAUGUACUAGAUUUAUUCAGAAGUAUGGAAAUGUCUACAUCGGUACAUUUAAUUGAGUGAAGGGAGUUGACGCCAAGUUCCAACGUCUUGUUUAUUUCCAUUGCAGGAUCGUUAUUCUCUGGCAUUGAUGCACUGUAGUGUAAAGUGUGUUGGAUUCUGCCCCCAUGAAGGUUUUGAAAGCUUUAAGUAAUUUAAAAUUAGACCAAACAUCUACAUGCAUCCCUUGUCUUAAUUAUAUGACUGUUUUUAGAACCUCUGUUCUUCUGCGCCAAUGUGUUUUGAGGAGACGAGGGGAGAACAUGAGGAAUCAAGGCAAUACAUUUGAGAUGCACCCAUAGGAUCAAGUGCCUAGUUCAAAGGGAUGUCCUGUAUCUCCAUUUCUCAUUGUUGCACAGAAGCCUGCAUGAGGGUCUGGCUCAAGCCACUAAAUCAUGACACAACAAGGAUACAAUGCAAUAACUUACUGAAAUGUCUGUGCUGGGGGUAGUUUGUUUGAGCAUCAGAUGUCAUUUAUAUACAGACUUAAAGGUUGUUAAUUGGGUCCAUUUUUUUUUCUAACCGUUUUGUCUCUAAACCCAGCAUGACGUCCUCUUCUGUGGGCCUCAGUGGACUGGGGUUUUUAUUCAAAGCAUACAAUAAAAGUUUUCAUAUCUG